CGACCCUCUCUCUCAUCUGGGAAGACAGUGCGGCCUGAUCCGCGGCGCCGGCCGAAUCGCCGGCACCCCGUCCGCGUCCGCCGAGCGUUCGUUUCUCGACGCGAUGUGCCGGAAACGAUGAAUGAAAAUGUGCGCGACCUCAUUAUAUCAAAUGCGCAUCGCGGUGAGAGCAGCCCGCACGAUUUCCCGUUGAACCGCUCGCCCGUGGAAAUCGCAAUUAAAGCGCGAAGAUUUAACGAGCGCUAAAGUUACUCGAAGGGUGCGAAUCCUUUUUCUUUUUUCUUUUUUUUUUCGGUAACGCCGAAAAGGGGGAGGAAAGGUACAACUUGAUCAAUGUCGCCUGUUGGUGGUUGACCGGCGAGAGAAGCUGGGGUUCCAAGUUCGUUUGAAUCCAGGUACUUGGUGCCAUCAAAAUCCUCGAUAUCAAAAAUGGUGCUAAAUUGAACGGUGAAGCUUAUCAAACUAUUAUCAUGCGUGGCAAUCAAAAUAGAGUUUUAAUUCUCAUUGUCAUAGACUGACAUUAUUCCUAAAACUGAUAAAAUUUGCGCUCGGACCAACCGCACAUAAUCAUGGAUAUACGAAAAUUAGCAGUGACCUGUGCGAAACUGUUGCGAGACAAUUCAGUGCGAUUUAGACUAAAUCGUGCAGAAAAUAACGAAAUGUUUACAGGAAUGCUCAAAAAACGUGAUUUGAAAGUUGAGAAGGAUGAAUCACAUCCCAGAAGAAAAUAUCCACUAUUAUAUAUGUAUUAACUCUAUGAAUAAUUAUAUUUAAUAUACCUAUGUAUAAAAAAGAUCUCUAAUGAAUACAUAUGUUUAAGAACAAAAAAGAUAAAUUAAAAAUAAAGGAUAAAUCAAAAGAAAAAGAGAGAGAGAAAUAGAUUGAAGUACAUUUAUAGUAAAAAGUACGUGUAUAUAUAUAUAUAUUUGAGUCAUUUUUGAAGCAGAAGUGACAUACAGAAAUGGUGCUAAGCAAUAUUAUUUUUUUUCCGCUGACAAAAGAUUGCGGCAUCAUAAUUGUGUAUUCGCUAUUGUAUAAGAAAAUUGGAUCUUGGACCAGCGAAGUACGAAUCGAAUCGAAUCUUGGACCAGCGUAGAAGUACGAAAGUCACAAUCAUGCGUCUUGAAUGGAGAAGUAAUUUUGUUCAAGACAAUUUCGAAGAAUACUGAAAUAUUUUUUCAAUUUUCCAUAAUGCAACAAAAUAUCAGUUAUAAAUAAUAUCUAUAAUUAAUUUAAAACUCAACAAGUUUUGAGGAAUCCCGAUAUACGCAAUAUCCAAUAAUAUUUAAUAUAUCAAUCACAAUAUUACGUGAUUAAUUCGGAAUAUCAAUGUGUAUCGAGAUAAUUCAUAAGGAGGGAUAACCGUUGUAUUUGUGAUGAUAGAGAAAAAAGUAAUGCGCCCAAUAAUGCAGCCCUUUUUACCAUCGCGGACUUUCGAACACCAUAAAGUCCAGGAGGAUCACCCAAGAGAAGCCGUUUUCCGCGACGUAAACGGUGAGCUAACAUUGACGCAUUCACCAUGUUGCUCGUAAUGGCGACGAUGUCGACGGACCUGCCUCCAGUUGAGCCCACGUCUUCGUUGGUUUUCAUCAACAAUACCAUUAUCGCCUCGAGCACAACUGCGACCACAACGACAGCCGCAAAUGUAACGUCAUCAGCGGAAAAUCCGACGGUGGAAAAUCUACCGGAGAACGUGAACGUGCUGCUGGCGGUGAUCAAGGGUAUCAUUAUGGGCACCAUCAUCACCACGGCGGUUUUGGGCAACAUGCUCGUGAUCGCCAGCGUGCGGCGGCAUCGCAGAUUACGAGUGGUCACCAAUUGUUACGUCGUCAGCCUGGCGGCGGCCGAUCUUCUGGUAGCGAUGUGCGCCAUGACCUUCAACGCCUCGGUCGAGCUAUCCGGAGGGAAAUGGCUCUUCGGGCCGAUUAUGUGCAACUUGUGGAACUCGCUAGACGUGUACUUUAGCACCGCCAGUAUCCUCCAUCUUUGUUGUAUCAGUGUGGACAGGUACUAUGCCAUAGUGAGCCCGCUUGAGUACACAGUGAUAAUGAAGCAGAGUACUGUGGGAUGUAUGCUGGGUAGCGCUUGGCUUCUGCCGGCGCUGAUAAGCUUUAUUCCAAUCUUCAUGGGUUGGUACACGACAAAAGAGCACUUGGAGUACAUGGUGGAGCAUCCGGAGAGUUGCGAGUUUAUAGUGAAUUUACCAUACGCGGUCAUCAGUUCCUGCGUAUCCUUUUGGAUUCCAGGCCUGGUGAUGAUUAUUAUGUACUGCAGAAUUUACAAGGAAGCGAUUCGGCAACGAAAAGCGCUCAGUCGUACGUCCAGCAAUAUUGUUCUCAACAGCGUGCACCAUCAUCGGCACUCAUCCCGGCAUCAUCAUCAUCAGCAGAUGUUGCUGCAGGCCGCUGCCGAUACCGGUGAGCUAGCCCUUCACACAGCACACUUCGCGGUGCCCACGGAGCUCCACGCCGUUAACGGUACUUCGAUACGACAGCAAACGAAAAGUUGGCGGGCUGAACACAAAGCUGCGAGAACACUUGGUAUAAUUAUGGGGGCGUUUCUUCUUUGUUGGCUGCCGUUCUUCAUCUGGUAUCUGACGACGUCAUUAUGCGGCGAGGCCUGUUAUGUCCCGGACACGGUGGUAUCCGUGCUUUUCUGGAUAGGUUACUUCAACAGCGCCCUAAAUCCACUCAUCUAUGCGUAUUUCAACCGUGACUUCCGUGACGCCUUCAAGGAUACCCUAAAGAGCGCCUUGCCCUGCUGCGCCGGCUGCUGGAAGACACCCUCGCAAUUCGUGUAGUCUGACGCAACUCCGGAAAAUCCGCCCCCGAAAGGCGAGUUUAAAAUCCCUUUUUUUCUCGACGAGUUUCCAGCCAAAAAUGAAGCCGAUUCGUUUCAGCAAUUUUUGAACGCCAAUCGACGUUAUUCGCAAUUAACCCUUAUUGCGCGGAUAUAUUGAUUUCACCCGUCGCUUUUCCGUUAUUUGCAACGAUCAUUGGUGCGUACGAUCAUUACGUUGAUUGUCAAUCAUCAUGUAAUGCGCACUUUGUUAAAUUGCAUUCCUUCCAUAUGGCCAAUAUAUAUAUAACAAUUUCUGGUUUAAUAAAAUAUGUUACGUAGAUGUUAUUCCUUUUAUAUAAAAAGUUUUAAAUAAUUUAAUAAAUAAGAGAGAGAGAAGUAAAAUAUAUGCAACAAGGAUUUUUAAAUUUUCAAUCUAGAAGAAUAUUUUAAAAUAGUAUUUUUUUACUGUACAGAGAGAAUUUUCUCUUAAAAUUUAUCCUCAAAAUCUGAUAACUUUGGAAUAAUGUAUGACCCCGAAGAAUUUUACUAUAUUUUUAGUAAAUUUUACUAAAAAGUAUAAUGAAAUUCCUGGAGGUCACACAUUAUCUCAUAAUUAUCAGAUUUUGAGGGUAAAUUUUAAGAGAAAAUCCUCCCCG
Messenger RNA from Monomorium pharaonis (pharaoh ant), 3437 nucleotides. Its product is annotated as octopamine receptor beta-3R. The transcript has 5 exons. The record is from RefSeq and is a predicted model, not a curated record. The coding region runs from base 1520 to 2800 and encodes 426 amino acids. Gene Ontology annotation, molecular function: octopamine receptor activity. Gene Ontology annotation, biological process: adenylate cyclase-activating adrenergic receptor signaling pathway. Gene Ontology annotation, cellular component: membrane. Lineage: Eukaryota; Metazoa; Arthropoda; Insecta; Hymenoptera; Formicidae.